Messenger RNA from Paramecium sonneborni, 2733 nucleotides. Lineage: Eukaryota; Ciliophora; Oligohymenophorea; Peniculida; Parameciidae. The record is from the annotation of a GenBank genome assembly.
AUGAUUGACUCAUAAUUCGUAGAACAUCGUUAAUCUAAAAUUGAUAAUUCUAUUAUGCCAAAAUCUAGACAUCUUAUUGUGAUGAAUUAAUUAAAGAAAAAAGUAUAUAAAAAUAAAAUAUAAUUAUUUUUAGGAAGAAAAUUGGAAUAAUAGAUUUUAUGUUUAAAAAUAAAUAAAGAAUUAAUCAGUUGAGAAAUCUUAACCAACACUUACUCAAUAUUAUUCAAAAUUGAUUGAAGUUUAAGAUUUUCACAAUAUUCCAGAUUUUCAUAGGUAAUGUAACUUCAAUAUAUUUAGAAAACUAUUCUUAAUGUGUCUUAGAACACUUCCAAAGAUUAAAUAAGCUAUUCAAUUUGAAAUAGAAGAAAUAUCAUUAAAAAAAUCACAUAUUUAAGUAAAAUUCUUAUUCAUAUCAUCAUAAGUAAUGUAUGUAAACAAUUGAAGCCAGAGAAAAAUGCUUUAAUGUUAUAUUAAAUCAUAUUUAAUUAAUUCAAUAGAAUCCUAGAGAUUAAUAAUUAAUAUCUAAAAGUGCAGAAUUAAUCACUCAUUUAAGAAUACUUUCAAUAAGUGUGGUAGAGUCAAUAAUUGGUUGGAGGUAGUACCUUAUGAAGUUUUUAGUGAAUAUUCAUUCUUCAGAGAGUAUUUAGUUACCCUACAUUUAUUUUAAUGAAAACUAUUUAAUCAAGGUGCAUUAAUUAUUUAUCAAUAGAUGAAAAAAGAUGUAUUAUACAUAUAAAAUUCAGUACUCUCAUACUUUUAUUAAUUUUCAAAUAAAUCUGAUCCAUUUUUUGUUACUAUUACUAAACCUACUAAUGAUCCUAAUAAAAUUGUUUAAUUUAUAUCUAAACCCCUUCUUAAAAGAAUUAAGAAUUGUGAAUAUCUUAUUUAACAAGAAAUGUCUUCAAUUACAAAGGAAGAUAAGUCAUUUUAAAAUUAAAUAAAUUCAAAAGAUUAAAUGAGAAUGGGUCCAGAAAAAACUAUAUAAAUUAAUCAUUUUAGACUACCUAAAAGACCAGAGAUCAUUUAGAAUUAAAAUGUAUAAUUUGUAUUAAAAAUUUUUUAGAGACCAAUUAUCAAAUAACUUGAUCCAACUGAUUUUACAAAUUAAACAUCUGGCUCUAUUUCUAAAAAUAUUUAAUAAAAAUAACCUAUUAUAUAAACAAUAAAUAAUCAAGAAAAAAAAUAGUUAAAUAAAAUUUAACCUAAUUAAACGUAAAAUGAUUAAGCUAAAUAAUCUGAAAAAUAAUCUAUUUAAUAAAAUAUUGAUUAAAAGAAUAAUGAUAGCAAAAUUAAUUCUAAUGCAUCUUCAAAUUAACUUACUUCAAAAAAUGAUUAUUAAAUUUAGAUACAAAAAUGUUAUUUAAGGGAUAAGUUAGUAGAAAAUUAUUUAGUGAAUAUUAGUGAUGAUUUUAAAAAAUCAUGGAGAGGAGAAAUUUAAUAAAUGUUAAUUUAAUAUGAAUAAUAAGAGGAAAGCUUUUGUUUAGGAAUAUAUGAAAAUAAUAAAUUAUUAGGAUUAGUAUAAUGCUUUUUAGAACCAUCUUUAUAAGAAAGGAAAUUAAUGAUAAGUCAUUUUUCAACUGCAAAUCCCUAAUAGUUUUAAGAAUAUCUGAAAAUGAUAUUAUAAUUUAUUUGGAAUAUUGAUUUUUGUUAAGAAAUCAGAAUAUCUUUAUACCAUUAUAAUUAAAAUGAUUCUCUUUAGGCAAAUAAAGAGAUUAGUACAAAAUUAAAAGAAUUGAGUUUUAAGUGGAAGGUUGUUUAGAGUUUGAAUUCUGAAACUAGAUUUACAGUUAUGGGUAUAAAAGAGGUUUAUUUUAGCAAUUAGGCGGCCUGAAGAAUUUAAGAUAUCUCAAUAAUGUGAUCCAAUAUUUCUUUAACAUCUAUUCUUUACAAUAGAAAGAAACAAUAUAUUAUAAAAUGAAAACUAAUUCUAUUCAUUAAGUUGUUUGACAAAUUUAAAUACAAUAGUAGAUUUUUAAGAUGAAGAUGUCAAUUAAGUUAAAAAUACGCUUGUUCGAUCAGUAUCAACAUUUUAAUUAUAGCAUAGGGAUAUAAAUAUAAGGGUAUUAAACUAUAGGAAUAAACUAAAUAAUCUUUUCAUAAUUAUAUAUAUGAAUCCUUUGAGCAUUUGGAUGAAAUUAAUCCUUAUAAUAAUGAAAUAGAACAAUUACCAGAAAAGGUUAUUAGUAGUUUUAGUAAAGAAUGUUACAGAUGGUCUAAAUUUAAAUUAGCUCAUGAUAAUCAAUUGAUAUAUAAUUGUUUUAGACCAGAAAAGAAUGUAGAUGAUGCAAAGGUUUUCAUGUCAGAAUCCGAAGAAAUAAAAGUUUAUAUAAUAGCUACUGAUUAAGGGAAUGCUACUAUAUUUAUUUUUGAAUGUAUAUAAUUUAAGUAUCUUAUAAAGAUGAAGGUGAAUUGAGUUUUAAAUAAGUUUAAUAAAUUUUGAUGUAAUGUGGAACAUAAACUCCUUUAGAUUAAAAUCUAAAUAUUCCUCAAUUUACUUUGAAUUGCAAAUUUUAAGUAAAAGAAAAUAUUCUAGGGGUUGGAAGAUUUAGUACAGAAUAUCGACCUAAAAUGAUGGAUAUUGAAAAUACAGAAGGUUUGAUAAUUAAAACUCCAUUUGUAUUUGGUAUUAUAUUAAUAAUAGAUUUAGGUAUUAUAAAUGAAGAUUUUAAUGAACUUACUAACAUGCCUAAUUUGUUUUUUAAAGUAGAAGAACAACAUUGUUUCAAGUUUUGA